This is a messenger RNA of Varroa destructor (honeybee mite), 2873 nucleotides long. RefSeq lists its product as uncharacterized. NCBI's taxonomy places the organism in Eukaryota, Metazoa, Arthropoda, Arachnida, Mesostigmata, Varroidae. The record is from RefSeq and is a predicted model, not a curated record. Gene Ontology annotation, cellular component: nucleus. Gene Ontology annotation, biological process: positive regulation of transcription by RNA polymerase II.
UAGUUAAUAGGAACUUCAUACCUGAAUCUCAAACGUAAUAAAAGUUACUCGUACAAUAAUCUUAAGCAUUUCCAAUUCCAUUUCUGGCGAAAAUCACGUUCCAGCAUUUCGUGAACGGACAAUGAGCGUGUCACCCCCUUAAAAGCAUCGAGCUCGUAGGUGCAGCAGCUACUCCAUGGCGCUCCUCGUGAGCCCGACGUGGAGCCAGAGCUGUACAUGGCCACAAAUAUAAACAUGAGUGGUUACAGUACCAUUAUGUCUGUCUGCCUGCUGCUAGUUUUGGCUGCCCCAUGUAACACACAACUGCAGCAGCAGCCGCGGCAGGGCUGCCUAGUACCUCCAUAUCCCUUGUGUUCACCCAUCUUGCUUUCCCGAGGAGCAGAAGGUGUACGAACGACGGCAAUAUGUGCCUUAUUCGAUCCUAGUUCGUUUUCUGUGUUCCCGUGAAGAGUUUUUCCUAUUUCUAACCUGCUAGAGUCCAACGUGCAGAGAUAGAACCGUGUUUUGGGGCGUUCAGCCCACCCGUUGUAAUGCGUAACCUGCCUCGCAGACGACCAUUAGGGCUGGGCACAGUGGGAAGAAAGUGGGAAACUCCCAAGAUGGAGGUCGUGAGUUAGGCCUAUCCUUUUUCGUUCCCAGUGAUCUCGGUGAGGCGCAAUGAUCAGCUGUUCAUCAGAGUCGUGCAAAUGUGUCCGUAUAGUGAGAAGUGGCGCGACGGGUGUCGCGCGGCCCGCGGGCUUGGACUGUGGGAAAAUCUAACUGUGCAGUCUAUCAUGAAGUCUGCUACCGUGAGAGCGGACUUGUUCAAGUGUGUCAAAUGACCCGCGAUCACCAGUAGCGGCUAGAGUUUCCCAGAGCGACGGCCAGACAUCUAGAACGAGCAAGGCCAUUCGUUCUCAUAUGGGAAGCGCGCGUUCGGGGAUAACCGCACCACGAUAUAGAUUAGAGAAAGGGCAAGCGUAGAUAGAGAGACAACGCCAUCAUUACACAGCUACUUGCCAUUAUCACGUCUAUUUUAUGAGAAGAAGUAUAUAGGCAAAACUACGAACAACGGCAGACAGUGACCAAGCGCAUGUUCUUACAGGUGGUCCGCUUAGCUGAAAUAUUGCUACAGAACGCCGCUACAACUACGACAUGGGUAAUUGUACGAUAGCUUACACAGUAACUCGACAACGGUGUGAUGUGGGACCAGGCUGGCGGUUACGCAGAUAAUCAACAAGGUUAAACAUUACCUUUGCUGUUCCGAAGCACGAGCGUUCUGUUGGGAUCUCAUACCUGCUUCAUUCUUCUCGUCGUCACAGCCACCGCUGCCGACUCUUAUCCCGUCCUCAACUAUCAAGGCUACGAUUCCGACGAAAUUGAGAUUGUUACUGCAUAUUGUCAUUAAUAAAUGUGCAAUAACGACUUUCACAUGGUCUUUUGAAAUUUCUGUCUGAAAACUUGAACAUGAAUAAGUUUUCGAAAUCGCAAUUCGAAAAAUACUUUGCCAUUUUAUCUCCGUGGUAAUACACUAGCAGGCAACCGACGGCGCCCACACGCCGUUGCCACCAGUUGAGAUUGCCUUGCUACCUACUCAGCUGAAGAUGUUCUUGAUUUGUGUUUUUUUAGUGCAAACUACUAUAGGCGGGGCAAUGGAUCUUUUACUGAAAAAUUUCUCGUCGAUGCAAAAGCUCAACAUGGACUUCUUGAGUCAAGCAAACCUUCUCCGCAGUUUGGCACCUCCACCACCUGAGCAGAGAGACUUUGAGAGGGUGCCGUCCCCGGGUCCCAGCUCACCACAGAAUCUCUCCUUAAACUCACCGGUGAGUUCCCGGGUAAACGUUUAUCAUUGUCCCGAGUGCACUUAUACGUCUAAUAAUCGAGCAAACGUGCAGAGGCACGUAAACACGCGGCACCAGAUCCCUGAGAAACUAUGGCCAUGCAGAUACUGUACGUAUCGAACUCAUCGCAAGGAUCAUUUAAAGUCACAUGAGAAGCGUCAUGAGAAGAACAUGGACCUUACUGGGGAGCCUGGAGUAACGCAGGUCAUCGAAUUCGAUUAAAGUGCCUACAUACAACCGCCCUCGUUCUUUCCCAAAAGGAAAAACCGAGGUAUCUCUUGAUGACGCUUCAUAAUGACUAUGCCACAUAUUGGCCGACCAGAAAAACCUCAUCAGCUGUGUUCACGAUAAACUGUGUUCCAACAAGAAAUCUCUUAUUAGAAAUACGGAUAGUUAUUGACAAUUUACAGAAAGACGCAUACACACAUUAACAUAACGGCAGGCAAUCAUGAAGCUUGCCACACAACGAAAAAAAAUACUGCGUACAGAAGAUUAUUUAGAUAUAUAUAUACAUAUAUAUAUAUAUAUUUAUAUAUAUAGUAGCGAGGUGUUAUAAAAAUAUGAAAUGGACCAUUGUCUGAAAACUGAAUGAUAUUGAUAAUUCCGAUGAUGACAUACUCUAAGUGGGCCCCUUAUCUAUGGUUUAGAAUGCGGGGUUUCUGUAUAGUGCAAUUCCGAGUACGUGGCAAGCAAGGAACAUACCGGGAAUAACAAUAAUAUAACACUGCUUACAAAUUGUGUUUAUGUCAGAAGUUAGGAUUUUUACUCCACUUUGUAUGAUGAGAAUAAAAACCACGUGUACGGCGCCAGGCACCGGUUAGAGUUUGGAGUGCGAACUGUGGAAAGACGGCUUCACCGAAGUACUUCUGUAUUUAGUAUAUUCGUUCUAGAAACGGACCAGCAAUAGACGAAAUAAGAAGAAGCAAUGGCAGCCUCUUACGCGCUUCAUUGUCCAGUGUUGACUUAGCCUCUUUUUAGGCAUGGUAUUACUAGUUUAUUUUAGAAAAGUACUACAAGGAGUAUUACGAUCAUUAUUAUUAUUAUUAUGCAGAA